Molecule: messenger RNA, 1243 nt
Organism: Puccinia graminis f. sp. tritici CRL 75-36-700-3
Lineage: Eukaryota; Fungi; Basidiomycota; Pucciniomycetes; Pucciniales; Pucciniaceae
Product: prephenate dehydratase
Exons: 5
Coding region: 60-851 (263 amino acids)
Biological process (GO): L-phenylalanine biosynthetic process
Cellular component (GO): cytoplasm
Molecular function (GO): prephenate dehydratase activity
Source: RefSeq, a predicted model, not a curated record
UUCUGGUUCAUCUCGGGACUGCCGGAACGUGUGUGAACCUGGGGAGCCUCCGAAGUUUGAUGAUUUUUUUUAUAAAUUUUUAUUGCGCGGGUGAUAUCUAUAACAAGAGUUUGAAUCUCCAGCCCACUCCGCCAGACUCCGCCCACUUUCUCCCUCACUCUUCCGAAAUGACUCUCGUCAAACUGCCCGGUUCAACAGCAGGCUCCGAGUCGAAUCGUCGCGCCCGGGUAGCCUUUCUCGGUCCGAUUGGAACGUAUUCUCACGAGGUCACGCGGAAGCGCUUUGAUGGGCCAGCGUACGCGCUUGUACCCUACGAGACAAUCCACGAUGCCGUCCAUGCUCUCCUUCCAAGCCCCGACGACCACACUCGGGCAUCCUGGGCGGUCGUUCCGAUCGAAAACUCUUACUUCGGCCCGGUAGUCGAGACUCGGCAAGUAUUAUCUGAACCCCAAGUCAUCCGAUAUACACAUACGCUCGACGAACGCAUUCACCUCAAGGUCCAGCAUUGUCUCAUCGGCCGUAAACCGUCCCACAUAUCACCCUCAUCAUCAUCAUCAUCAUCAUCUCCUGGAACCCUUCCUCCUAUCCGCAUAAUCUACAGCCAUGCUCAGGCUCUAGGACAAUGUCAACAGUACCUCGCCACGCAUUACCCAGACGUGGAAACCCGGGCCACGUCGUCAACCGCCGAGGCGGCUACCCUCGUCGCUAACGAUUCCUCACGGUCUUCUCUCGCUAUCUGCGCCGCCUCCUGUGUCGAAUACUUCCCUCUGCUUGAGGUCUUGGAUGCCAAUAUACAAGAUGCUGGUCAAGAUAACAUCACUACAUUCAUUGUCCUAGGUAGCAAGGAUUGACGGACCGAUAUCACUAGAUAACUAAGUCAUGUUUGUUGAAAUACCAAAUCCUUGUUAUGAAGUUAUGAAAAAAAAAAAAAACAUUUAUCAGACAUUCAACCCGAUUCUGCAGGACUUGCAGCUAUAUUGAAUCAUUCGACUGAGCAAUUGUUCAAACAGCAUUCCCCCGUGACGGGCUCCUAUGGGCUCAAAUUACAAACCAUGCAAAUCUAGAUUCGUGUGAUCUAUCCAUACAUUACGUUCACAAUACCUUCUUCUUGAAAAAAAAAAAGUUAAAACAAAACACUUCACAGGCAAUUAUGUCAGAGUUCGGGAAAAGAUAAAGGAUUGGAAUUCUGUUUAAAGCGCUACUUGGGAGACAGUCUCUUCAAAACAAAAGAUCUACAUGCCGG